Molecule: messenger RNA, 1185 nt
Organism: Rotaria socialis
Lineage: Eukaryota; Metazoa; Rotifera; Eurotatoria; Philodinida; Philodinidae
Source: the annotation of a GenBank genome assembly
AUGGCUUUUGAACGACGACGUUUAUCAACAGAAAGUGAUAAAUCAUCGACAAGUACAAAUCACUCCACAGAAUCCAAUCCAGCAUACAGUACGAUAUCAUCAUAUACUGUUCAUCCGACCAUUCCUACUGAUAAAAAAUUAUCAAUCAUAACAACAAAAGAUCCCACCAGUAUAAUCAAACGAUGUUCAACUAUGUCUUCACCAGCGGAAGAAAUAUUAGCACGUACAAAAAAUUCAUUUAUUGAUUUAAAUCCAUAUUUUCAAUGUUCCUCAUUACCUAGCCAUUGGAGAAAGAAUAAAUCACUACGUUUCAUUUUACGUACCAAACGUCAAAUCGAUAUAAAAGCAAAUACACGUGUGGUUAUUUUUGCUGGCAAUGAUUAUAAUCCUUGCGCAACACUGAAAAACAAUGUUAGCUGGUUUCGUGGUGGUCAAGCUGAAUUUAAUGAUUUAAGAUUUUUAGGUGCCAGUGGACGAGGUAAAAAAUUUACGCUAACUGUAGUCAUCGAAACAACACCACCCCAACAAUGUACUUAUCGUCGAGCAAUUAAAAUUACAGUCGAUGGUCCUAGAAAGAAACGCGAAUUGAAAGCGAAGUCAGAUAGGAAUGAAAACCAAGCAGAUGAAUCGAACAUGGAUGGUGAAUCGGAUAAUGAAACAAAUACAACAAGUGCUUCGAUGAUAACUGAAUCGAAUUCAUAUAUCAGUCAAGGAUCAUCUGGAUUACUUCUUCUUGCUGCUGCAGCUGAACAGAAACGAAAAGACGAAGAAGAUAUACCAAAUAAUCGUCCAUCUCAAUCGGCUCCAAUGGAAAUAACAUAUUCAUCAAAAUUAAGUGAUACAAAUUCCUCAAUAACCGGUUGCCUUUCUCCAUCAUCAUUAGCGUCACAGUUCUCUCAAUCAAUAGGCUUCUCUCCAACAUCAGCAGCCGAUGAUCUUAAUUCUCGUUUAUCACGUCAUGUGUUUUUACAAAAUCAAAAUCUAAUGAAAACCACAACAACAGUUCCAUUAAUAUCAAGUUCACCUACAACAAAUUUAUUAUUGAGUAUUAAGCAAACACCAAAUCAUUUUGAUCUUUUUCAUCAUCAACAACAACCACACAGACAUGAUCAGCAAACUAUUGUCGAAUCCUCUACUAAUACUCGAUCGACAAAUACCACAACUAAUCAUGUUUUAUGUCGAUAA